Messenger RNA from Aspergillus luchuensis, 972 nucleotides. Its product is annotated as HVA22/TB2/DP1 family protein. Bases 1 to 972 code for a protein of 323 amino acids. NCBI's taxonomy places the organism in Eukaryota, Fungi, Ascomycota, Eurotiomycetes, Eurotiales, Aspergillaceae. The transcript is spliced from 3 exons. The record is from RefSeq and is a predicted model, not a curated record.
AUGUUCGGUAUUAUUGCGGACCUUCUGUCCUCAAUCAUCACGAUCCUGCUUCCUAUAUUUGCUUCCUACAAAGCCCUCCGGACUGGCGACCCUUCCCAGCUGGCACCAUGGCUGAUGUAUUGGGUCGUUCUGUCGGCCGUGCUGAUGGCGGAGUCAUGGACGAUCUUCAUUCUGGGAUGGUUCCCGUUCUAUAGCUGGUUCCGACUCUUUUUCUUCUCCUAUCUUGUUCUCCCCCAAACGCAGGGAGCUCGGAGUUUAUAUCAGGAAUAUGUCGACCCCUUCCUAGAGCACCAUGAGCGUGAAAUUGAGGAAUUCAUUGGCCGCAGCCAUGAGCGUGCCAAGGCUCUAGGACUUCAGUAUUUCUACCAAGCCCUAGACUACGUUCGGGAAAAUAUUCUGGGCUUGCCGGCCCAACGUCCCGCAUCUCCUCCGCCCCCGACUGGCCCGGCUGCCUAUGCGCAGUCGCUCUUGUCCCGGUUCAAUAUUCCAACUGCCGCUGGAGGCACUGCCCCAGCUACAGGCAACGACUGGCUCUCUGCAAUCGGCUCUGCGGUCGCUUCAGUUGCAUCUGGCAAGAGUGCUGAAGCACGCGGAGAGGAGCUGUCUGCCAGCGGAACACUACUGCCACGGGAGGUCGCGUCCAUGUCCCGUGCGGAUAAGGCCAAGUAUAUCUCGAGCCAAAGAGACAUGUUGGAAGUACUGCGUAGCGCUCUGGCCAAGGAGGAGCGCGACCUGCACAGUGCAGGCGCAGAGGUGGAUGACCUGGCGUACGGUGGUGCACCGCUGCGAAAGAACCGCAGCGAGAACUCUUUUACUCAUGUGGAGCAUGAGGAUACUCAGGAACGCUCGUCCGAUGCGCAUGGCCGCACAAGCAGCGGCAACUGGGCCUCUGGUUGGUUUGCAAGUGGGGAGCAAGCUGGAUCCUCGGGUGUAGACCAUGGGAACGAGGGCGCGAGAAGUCGGGCUCACUGA